Pelodiscus sinensis (Chinese soft-shelled turtle) is the source of this 2544-nucleotide messenger RNA. The record is from RefSeq and is a predicted model, not a curated record. Lineage: Eukaryota; Metazoa; Chordata; Testudines; Trionychidae.
UCCAGCCCCUCUACCUAGGACGAAGUCUGCAACAUGAUUAACAAGAAGUACAACGAGUUCCUCCCGAGCAUGGAGAGCGCCGAGGACUUGGUGUCGCAAGUGGACAGACUGUGCAGCGACAUCGACCUACUGAGAUCCAGGAUUGAGAAUGAGGUCCAGAAAGAUCUGAAUGUGGCUGUUGCAGAAUUUACUGAAUUGAAGCAGCAGCUGGAGCGAGACUCAUUGGUUCUAAGUGUGCUGAAACAGUUACAGGAGUUUGAUACAACUAUUAAAGACUACAGUACUGCAUUACUGGAAAAGAAGUAUGUAGCAGCAGCUCGCCAUCUGAAAAAGGCACGAAGUAGUCUGCAAAUGCUACAAUCCCGCAAAGGCUUUGAGCUGAAGGUUCUGAAAGCGCUAGGCAUGGAGCUGACGGUGCAGACCCAGAAUAUGCUCCAUCACCUGGGAGAAGAGUGGCGACAAAUGGUUUUGUGGACGCUUCCUCCUUCAAAAGAAAUCAGCAGUGCAGAGACGGUGAUGCAGACGGAGUUGCACUUACACACCAUGCCAGUGAAGGACGAUCAGAUCACUGGUGCUUCUGUGCUCCAGGCAUUUGCUAUCCUAGGAGAGCUGCGCUUCAGGCUUAAACAUUUUGGCCAAUUGCUGCUGAAGUACAUCCUCAAGCCCCUGAUCUCUUAUCCCUCCCUUCGACCCCUGCUGAAGGAGCAGCCUGACGCAGCCGUCUUGCACUUUGAGUCUGAGAAGCCUAAUCUGGAGCAUUCGUCCCCGGUGGAGGUUUUUGGCAAGAUCAAGCUGGUGCUUGAAGUUCUUCACAAACACUUGUUGAAUGUGUGUCUUGAUGAGUGUGGGGAAGACGACAAGGACUCCAAAGUGGUGGUGUCAGAGAUGCUGGGUGACAUAAUCUGGGAGGAAAUGUCCGACUGCCUCAUUCGGGACUGUCUGGUGUACUCGAUUCCAGCCAGCAGCAGCAAACUGCAGCAGUAUAUCGAGGUGAUUAAAUCUACAGAAGAAUUUGAGAAGAGCUUGAAGAACAUGGGGUUUUUGAAAGGAGAUGCCACGGACUUACUGAAAUACGCCCGCAACGUCAAUUCUCAUUUUGCUAACAAAAAAUGCCAGGAUGUGAUUGUGGCAGCCAGAAACUUGAUGACCUCCGAAAUACACAACACUGUAAAGGUCACACCUGAUUGCUCCAUAGCAAUACCAAAACUGCCCAACACUGGGGCGGGUGAUAACGUAAAAGCCCCAGAAGCCUCCAAAACAGCACCCAGUGAGCUGACGCAUUUGGAGAAUGAGGCCAAACUGAGUCCUCAUAUGUUCUCUCUGCCUACCUGCCGCAUCAGUGCGUCUGUGGAGAAAUUGAUGGACUUGGCUUAUCAGACCCUGUUGGAAGCUACCACUAGCACAGAUCAGUGUUGUAUCCAGCUCUUUUUCUCGGUGCGAAAUAUCUUCCAUUUGUUCUAUGACGUGGUGCCAAUUUACCACAAAGAAAAACUUCAGAAACUACCCCAGCUGGCGGCCAUUCAUCACAACAAUUGUAUGUACAUUGCCCAUCACUUGUUAACCCUAGGACACCAAUUCCGAUACCGCCUCACCUCCGUACUGUAUGAUGGAGCAGCUACCUUCGUGGACCUGGUGCCUGGCUUUAGGAGACUUGGGAUGGAGUGUUUUUUGGCCCAGAUGCGUGUGCAGAAAGGAGAACUCCUGGAGAGAUUGUCAAAUGCAAGGAAUUUUUCCAAUUUGGACAACGAGGACAACUAUUCUGCAGCAAAGAAAGCAACACGACAAGUACUGCACCAGCUAAAGAGACUUGGCAAAGUAUGGCAAGAUGUGCUUCCAGUCAAUGUCUACUGCAAGGCCAUGGGGAUCUUACUGAAUACAGCGCUCAGUGAGGUUAUUAAUAGAGUCACGGCUUUAGAGGAUAUCUCUGCUGAGGAUGCAGACAGAUUGCACUUUCUAUGCAGGGCUAUACUGGAAGAAGGACCUCUGGUGUUCACUCCAUUACCCGAAGAAAACAAAAAUAAGAAAUACCAAGAGGAAGUUCCAGUCUAUGUUCAGAAAUGGAUGACGUUCAAAGAGCUGAUGAUGAUCCUACAGGCCAAUCUCCAAGAAAUAGUAGAUCGAUGGGCAGAGGGCAAAGGGCCCCUCGCAGCUGAAUUCUCCCCCGUGGAGGUAAAGAGUUUGAUCCGAGCCUUAUUCCAGAACACCGAGAGGAGAGCAGCGGCCCUUGCCAAAAUUAAAUAGUCUGUGAUUAGUCCUGCACAACAGACUUUUCCCAGGUCUCAAAUUGUUAUCUGGAUUUUACCCUUUUUAUACCAGGCUAAAUCUUUACGAAGGCACUUUCUGGAGGCCUGGCCAAUGGGGAAGAAAACCUCUUGCACCUCAGCAUUUAUAAAAAUCAAUGCAGAUUUGCUUCCUGAAACAAAGGAAAAUACUGUGGCAGUGGCUCUUAUUUACUGCAUCCACUUCCCAGAGAGCGCACUGUUACGUGACAAAAGAGCUUGUUUGUAGCACAGAAUACAUCAACAUUUUUCUCAUUUAUUUGUA